UAAUGCUUGAUCUGGUGUCAUAAUGUGGAGGACCUAUAUGUUGCCAGAUAACAACAAUAGGAGAGGAGAAUAUGCAGGAGCUGCUAUUUGGGGAAGCAGCCCUUCCAUUGAUGUUAAAAGAAACCAUGUCUAUAUUGGAACAGGGAACCUCUAUUCUGCCCCAUUACACAUACGUCAGUGUCGAGAGAGACAAAAUAAUCGAACUGAACCUACUCAACCAGAUGAGUGUAUUGAGCCAGACAACCACUCCAAUUCGAUAUUAGCCCUUGAUUUGGAUUCGGGGAAGAUCAGAUGGUACCGCCAGUGUGGAGGCUUCGAUAUAUUUUUCUUAGCAUGUAUAAAUGCUUCAGCUCCUAAUUGUCCACCCCGAGGUCUUUGGCAAGAUGCUGAUUUUGGGGAGGCACCAAUGAUGUUGACCAUAUAUAUAAAUCGAACCAAGAAAGAUGUUGUUGUUGCGGUUCAGAAAAGUGGCUAUGCAUGGGCUUUAGAUCGCAACAACGGCAACCUCAUGUGGUUUACGCCUGCUGGGCCAGGAGGUAUAACAGGAGGUGGAACAUGGGGUGCAGCAACAGAUGAAAGAAGGGUUUACACCAACAUUGCCAAUUCCGAGGCCAAAAAUUUCACUCUUGCACCGUCAAACAUGACUACAACCGCUGGUGGGUGGGUGGCAAUGAAUGCCACUAAUGGUAGAGUUUUAUGGUCGACGGCUAACCCUACUAAUGGCCCUGUUAGUGUUGCAAAUGAAGUUGUCAUUGCUGGAUCUACGGAUAGAAUGGGAUCCAUUUAUGCUUUUGAUGCCAAUAAUGGGAAAAUUUUAUGGACCUAUAAAACUGGUGCCACUGUUUAUGGAGGCAUGUCAAUCAACAAUGGAUGCAUGUACGUGGGUCAUGGUUACAAUGUUUUCGUGUCGUCUCUCAUCAACAACUUUACGGGUGGAGCCUCACUCUUUGCCUUUUGCACUGUUAAGAAUUUACGUGGUUAAUAUGCGUGUUUGUGUUAGUUAUGUUCUAAAAAAUAUUUAUAUUUCUUUUGACUUUUGGAUAAGCUUUUGAAAAAGAACAGUUCUCAAAAUUAUGUGAUCAAUUAUCAAACACAUAUUAAAUAUAAAAAA
Molecule: messenger RNA, 1111 nt
Organism: Glycine soja
Lineage: Eukaryota; Viridiplantae; Streptophyta; Magnoliopsida; Fabales; Fabaceae
Product: polyvinylalcohol dehydrogenase-like
Exons: 2
Coding region: 23-982 (319 amino acids)
Source: RefSeq, a predicted model, not a curated record